Schistosoma rodhaini is the source of this 785-nucleotide messenger RNA. The record is from the annotation of a GenBank genome assembly. NCBI's taxonomy places the organism in Eukaryota, Metazoa, Platyhelminthes, Trematoda, Strigeidida, Schistosomatidae.
CAAGAAAGGAAGAACAAAAAGACACCAAUUAACAACAGCCGAACAAGAGCACAGGAAGUCAAGGCAAAUACUGAAUACACAGAAAAAAAAACAAGCAAGUAAAGAAGAGCAUUACAGCUGACAAACAGAAAUACGAGCAACCGCUAACAACGACAGCGGAAAAGGCUGCAACAGAACGAAAUGUCAAACAACCGUAUGACACAACAAAGAAACUGGAAGGGAAAUGUGGUAAACCAGAAAGACCGGUCAAAGACAAACAAGGCAAGACAAUCACUGAAAUUCAAAACAGAGAAACAGAUGGGUAGAACACUUUGAAGAACUCUUCGAUAGGCCAGCUCCAUUUAAUCUACCGCACAUAGAAGCAAAACACACAGACCUUCCUAUUGGUGUCACUCCAUCAACAAUCGAAGAAAUCAGCAUGUUAAUCAGACGAAUCAAGAGUUGGAAAACAGUAGUACCUGACAAUAUACCAACUGAAGCACUCAUGUCACACAUAGGAGCAACUGAAAACAUGUUCCACGUUUUGUUCAGGAAGGAUUGGGAGGAAGAACAAGUGCUGACAGACUGGAAAGGACACGUAAUCAAAAUACCAAAGAAACGAGAUCUCAACAAGUGUGUGAACUAUAGAGGUAUCUCACUACUUCCAGUACCAGGAAAGGUUUAUAACUGUGUUGAUGAACCGAAUGAAAGAUUCGGUAGUUGUCCAGUUUCAAGAUCAACAGACCGGAUUACGUAACGAUCGGUCAUUCACAGACCCAAGAGCGACACUACGGAUCAUCGUUGAA